CGGGCAGUGCCCCGCGGAGCCCCGGCAGCCCCUCACAGCCCCUCACAGCCGUGCUGGCAGCGCUCGGGCACGGCGGGGCCCGGCGCGGGUGCCGAGGGGCGAGUGCCGCGCCCGCCCCGUCCCGCGCACCGGAGAGCGAGGGCGUGUGGCGGGGAUGCUCCGCGGGAGCUCGGGAAGGAACGGAGGAUUGCGGCGUGGUGCCAGCUGCUCGCUCUCCUGCCCUCAUCUCUGCUCCGCACCACAGUAGUUGUUCCUCUGUUCUCGCCACUGUUCCAUCUGUGUGGCUCUGCCGAUAGCGUCCCUCUGUGCUAGGGGUUGCCUUCCUGCAGCUCCUUCCUAUCGAACCUGGGAAGGAAAAACACUGAGGAGAGCAAUAAUCCGUCUUGCCAGUGGCAUCUUUCGCAGCCUCUAUGUUCAGCAGAGGUCUCGCUUUCAUCUUUCCUUGCAAAUGUCCAACAAUUUGAGAGAGAAUAUUUAUCAAGCAGAAAUUCUUUAUUACUUUCAGUGACCAGCAGUGAAGAGAAAAUAAUAGAUCAUGUCGGAGUUCUGGCUAAUUUCUGCCCCAGGAGACAAAACAAAUCUGCAGGCGUGGGAGAGAAUGAACACUGUGACAUCUAAAUCCAACUUGUCCAGCAACAGUAAAUUCCAUAUCCCAGACUUAAAGGUGGGGACACUGGAUGCUCUUGUUGGUCUGUCAGAUGAGUUGGGAAAACUUGAUAGCUUUGCUGAAAGCGUAAUAAAGAAAAUAGCCCAGUACAUAGGAGAAGUUAUGGAGGACUCAAAAGAUAAAGUCCAGGAAAAUCUUCUGGCCAAUGGAGUUGACCUAAUUAGCUACUUGACACGGUUUGAGUGGGACAUGGCCAAAUACCCCAUAAAGCAGCCACUGAAGAAUAUAUCAGAAGCAUUAGCAAAGCAAGUGACUCAAAUAGAAACAGACCUGAAGACCCGAUCAGCUGCGUACAACAACAUUAAAGGAAAUUUGCAAAACCUGGAGAAAAAAACUAUGGGAAAUCUGCUGACCCGGACCCUGGCAGACAUUGUGCACAAAGAAGACUUUGUUCUGAAUUCUGAGUAUCUUAUCACGCUGCUCGUCGUAGUGCCAAAGUCAAACUACAUACAGUGGCAGAAGACCUAUGAAUCACUCUCAGAUAUGGUAGUACCUCGCUCCACCAAAAUGAUUGCUGAGGAUGCAGAGGGAGGACUCUUCACUGUGACCCUAUUUAGAAAAGUGAUGGAUGACUUUAAGGCUAAAGCCAGGGAGAACAGGUUCAUGGUUCGAGAAUUUUAUUAUGAUGAGAAGGAACUGAAAUGUGAAAAGGAAGAGCUGAUGAAAUUAGCUUCUGACAAGAAACAACAAUAUGGCCCCUUACUGCGCUGGCUGAAGGUGAACUUCAGUGAAGCAUUUGUGGCUUGGAUUCAUGUGAAAGCCUUGAGAGUUUUUGUUGAAUCUGUCCUGAGGUAUGGCCUCCCUGUGAAUUUCCAAGCAAUGCUGCUGCAGCCAAACAGGAAGUCUGUGAAGCGCCUGAGAGACGUCCUGAAUGUGGUCUUCAAACACCUGGAUGAAGUUGCAGCAGCAAGUAUAAUGGAUCCUGGCAUGGACAUCCCCGGGUUACAACUGAGCAAUCAAGAAUACUAUCCUUAUGUCUAUUUCAAGAUUGACCUCAGUCUUCUUGACUGCAGUUAAAGAAUUGCUCAAGCUUCAUCUAUUAAUUUUCAAGACUGUCAUGUUACUGUAAAACAAUCUUUAGCUGCUGAAAGUCAAAUUAAAAUGCAGACACUGUAGCAGGAUGAUCUUCCUACCAUGUCUAGUAAUUUUUACAGUGACUACAAUAAAAGUUAUCUCUCAUUCAUAGUUUUACAAAAACAUAUUUCAGAGGCAGAGGUACUAUGGUAGUAUUUAUUUUUUUGGUCAAUUACAAAGAUGGAAUAUCUACUGGACUUGAAAUAAAACAAUUUAAAAGGUA
Motacilla alba alba is the source of this 1964-nucleotide messenger RNA. RefSeq names its product ATPase H+ transporting V1 subunit C2 (gene ATP6V1C2). Gene Ontology annotation, cellular component: vacuolar proton-transporting V-type ATPase, V1 domain; lysosomal membrane. Lineage: Eukaryota; Metazoa; Chordata; Aves; Passeriformes; Motacillidae. Gene Ontology annotation, molecular function: proton-transporting ATPase activity, rotational mechanism. The record is from RefSeq and is a predicted model, not a curated record. The transcript has 13 exons. Gene Ontology annotation, biological process: proton transmembrane transport. Bases 536 to 1684 code for a protein of 382 amino acids.